Molecule: messenger RNA, 819 nt
Organism: Kalmanozyma brasiliensis GHG001
Lineage: Eukaryota; Fungi; Basidiomycota; Ustilaginomycetes; Ustilaginales
Product: Mitochondrial glycoprotein
Exons: 1
Coding region: 1-819 (272 amino acids)
Biological process (GO): cytosolic ribosome assembly
Cellular component (GO): mitochondrial matrix
Source: RefSeq, a predicted model, not a curated record
AUGAUCGCACGUACUGCUACCCGAACGCUCCUCCGAGCGGCGCCUCGCGCCUUCACGCCCAGCAGCGCCAUUGCUGCUCGUACCAUCAUUCGACCCGCACCCAUCUCUUCGGCGAUCCGCUCCUUCUCCGCCACCUCGCUCGCCCGGGGUCACGGCGAGUACGACGCCGAGCUCGCAGGCAAGCUCGUCCAGGAACUCUCGUACGAACAGGAGAACUCGAACCUCUUCACCGGCGACUCGCCUACGGCCGAACCCGGGUUCGUGACCGAGUUCAAGCAGUCUGGGAUCUGGAAGAUCCGCGACACGCCCGGGCUCGACGAGGUUGCUCUCGAGCGUCAGUUCGGAAACGAGCACAUCCUGCUUCUCUUCUCCGUCGGCGACAUUGACACUUCCGGUGCUCUGCCGGAGGACAACGAGGAUGGCACGCCGGGUGAGGUCGAUGGUCCUCCGGAACAGCCCGAGAACCCCCCGUUCCCAAUCCGCAUCUCGGCCACCAUCACCAAACCCACCGGCGGCGCGAUCAUGAUGGACGGCUUCGUACAGGAUGGAGAGCUCAACAUCGACAACAUCGGAUACUACAAGGAUGCGGAUCUGGCCACCAGGCUCGACGCCGAGGCGGACUGGAAGAGGAGAGGCGUCUAUCUCGGCCCCCAGUUCGAUACGCUCGAUGAAAGCCUGCAGGGCCAGUGGCACCAAUUUUGGGCAGAGAGGGGUAUCGAUGCUAACAUGGCGUUGUUCGUGCCUAAUUAUGCCGAGUACAAGGAGCAGCGCGAGUACUGUAGCUGGUUGGGACACAUGAAGGAGUUUGUCGAGGCUUGA